AAACCUUCGAAGGAAAGGAGAAAAAUAACAGGAGGAGUAAUCUCGUUAACUAACUAAUAACCACCUCUUCUCUCCGGCUCUCCCCUUCCCGCGCCGCCGCCGCCGCCGCGGAACGGCCUAGGGUUUCCCUGUACGGCGGCGGGGGGAUGGCCGGGGCGCCGCCGCCGCCAGCGCGGUCGCUCGCCGACCUCGACGGAGACGUGCUGGCCCACUGCGCCCGCUCCCUCGUCGCCCGCGACGUCGCCAGCCUCGCCGUGGCCUGCCGCCCGCUCCGCGCCUCCGCCUACUGCGACGCCGUCUGGUACCGCCUCUUCAGGAACCAAUGGCCAUCUCAACAAGUACCUCGUGGAGCUUUGGGACUUCGAGAGCUAUAUAUUCGCAGGCACACUGAAGUACAUCAGAUGAAAUUUGUUGAUCCCAUUUCGGCUUUUUAUUAUCCAAAUCCCACGGAAGUGACACCAAGCCAUCUAAUGCUGGAUAGGAACUACAUAUGGUUAUCUCAAGGUCUAAUGGUCAGAAGAUUGAGGGUUGAUUGUCCAGAAAUCGAAUUAGUGGAAACCUACAAGUCUCAUGGUGCAAGGAUCACUUGUAUGAGAUUAUUCCCACUGAUUGAUAUCCCAUUGUUUCGAGGUGAUUCUCAAACAAAUGAAAAGGCAUUAGUCACUUCAAGUGCAGAUAGGACAGUCCGUCUUUGUUGGAAGGGCCACUCACGGUGUUUUAGGGGCCAUUCAGGGCCCGUGACUGCUCUGUCUGACAAAUUGCUUGGUGAUGGUGAAUUUAAACUACUUGCAAGUGGAGGGGAAGACUGCACUGUUCGCCUCUGGUCUAUGAGUACAAGAGGCAAAAAUCACCCUCUAAUAUCAACAUUUCAUGGCCAUGAAAAAGCACUGUCACUUCUAUCUGUUGCCAGGCACAAACCCUCCCUGCUGGUCAGCUGCUCCAAAGAUUCAAAGGUUAAACUUUGGGACACAAUGGCACCACCUUCCUCUGGUUCAUCAUCGUGUGUUGGGAGUACUCACCUAAGCACAAACAGUGCACCAAUUGCAGUGAAGUGCCAUGAAUCCCUUUGUUACAUUGCUGCUGGGUCUGAAGUGACGACAAUUGAUUUGAGGACAAUGAAGAAGGCUUCUGUUCUUGCGCUUCGUGACCAUAGAAUACUAUCUUGUGAAAUGCUGCCUUCGGAAUGGUUAAUCUGUACCGGCAUAAAAAACAAGGCUCUUCUGUGGGACAUACGCAAGUCUCAAGAACUCCCAAAUAUAGUGGCAGAAUUGCAAUCAGAAUCAGACGAACCCGUGACAUUUCUUCACUUGGAUCCAUACAAGGUGAUAACUGGAGCACCAUCAGAUGGUCAGGUCCAUGUCUGGGAAACACAGACGGGCCACUUUGCGAACACACUGAGCUGCGGUGAGCCUGCUAAAUCGGCAGACAGAAGCACACUAUCAGCCAUGGCUGUGGACGGGUGUAGGAUCGCCAUGGCGGGGAGCUCCGCCGAAGUCGACAUGGUUCACUACCGAGACUUUCUCAUGUCAUCUGUCCCUGUAUCUUUACCUGGCAACAGCAAGGAGGUUUCCAGGUUCUGGGGGCCCCAAGAAUACAGUGACGAUGAGGACGAGGACGAGGAUGACAGCAACGACGAGGAUGACAGCGACGAAGAAGACCAUGAUCAUGCUUGGCUCGUGGACUAAGUUUUCCCGUGGCACGGUUUGUUAGACAAAUAUUUGGUUGAUCACUACAACUGGGACAAAGUCACGCUAUUUUUGGCCAAAGCGUCCCAUGGCAUGAUGGCCAUUGAUACUGUGAUGUGCCAUCCAACAAGCUCUCUCCAGUUUGGCUAACAGAGGCUAUGAUUUGCAGAGAAGAAAAGAGGUAGCAUCCCAUCUGGAAGAUAUUUUCGAGCAAGCUCUGUAUCAAAUAGUAGCAUCUUUUGCCAAGUGGAGCCGCUCAUGCUGGCAUCACGCAGGACAGGAAAAACACAUUGUGUAAGACGUUGGUGUGCACAAGGGGAGGAAGACUGGGCGUCGCAUUACCGUGGGCGCCGCAGGUGUUAACCCAUCAUACCGCUGUGUGCUGUGUCAGUGCUUUGGACUUCGCAAUCCUGGAGGCUGGAGGGAGAUAAUGGUACAUAUGGGUCCCCUUUAUUUAUGCGUUCAACUCCUAUUUGAUCUGCUUCGAUAUGUUAACAGCCAAGGUGCCCACAGAUUCGAAAUGUUGUGAGUUGUAGUUAAGGAUGUCUGGCUUGUGGUUCUGUUGUUUGACAACUUAGGAUUGAUCAACUUAGAUAAGUGUUUUUGUUUGUCGGGUUGCCGAUGAUCCUAUCAGCAACGCUAGCUUAGGGUGGGUGUCACUAAUUUAUUUGGUGAUGCCAGCUUAUAAGAUUUGUGAAAAGGAGCGAAGAUUAUGGUUGAUACCUGUUCAAAUACCUUUGUGUGUGGUGAAGUUUGUCAGCAUCGUGGAUGCAUUUGUAUGCUUGUAUCUCUUGCGGUUUUUCAAUAUGUGAGGUAUCUUUGUUCUUUGUUGAUAGGUCAUGUCUUAUUUUUUUUUGUGCAACAAUGAGGUUGUAAUACUUUAAUAUAAUCAACCUUGUUUUGUAAAAAAAAGAACUUAGAUAA
This is a messenger RNA of Oryza sativa Japonica Group (Japanese rice), 2609 nucleotides long. RefSeq lists its product as uncharacterized. NCBI's taxonomy places the organism in Eukaryota, Viridiplantae, Streptophyta, Magnoliopsida, Poales, Poaceae. Gene Ontology annotation, molecular function: protein binding. The record is from RefSeq and is a predicted model, not a curated record.